AAGAGAGGCGUGGCUUGGCUUCACCUGAGACUGCUCUGAGGAGCGUGCAGCAUGCAGCGCAGUACACAGUCAGAUCUCUGGAGGAGAGGCAUCAUUAGCAGCACAACAGGGAAUCCAAUGGAAACACAGGAUGACUGAUGCUUACUUUUCCUGAAACACUCAGCGGGAAACCUUUGACAGAGCAAGGAUGAGUUAGCAGCCCAUGACUACACUGCUGGAAGCGGGAGCUUGUUCUAGUGAAUCAGCAUCAAUUACACAACAACAUUAGCUUCAGCAAAGUACUGCAGGAGGAACCUGCUUGGAUUUUAGCACAACCUCGGUACAUCCUGGUGAUCAUGCAGCAGACCAGACAACACAACUUCACGCUGGUGGUGCUUGGAUACCUAAUACCUGUCAUUUGGGGUUUUCCAUUUGGGCCGGUUCUUGAUAUGGAUGUCACCCCCAGGACAACUGUGCGUGUUGAUGGGCUCCUGGGUUGUAAUCAUUUUCGUGGAGCUGCGGUGAACUACAGCUCUUUGUUACUGGAGGAUGGACCAGGGUUGUUAUAUGUUGGGGCCAGAGAGGCCAUUUACAAACUGGACACCACUAACAUCUCUGACACAAGUACCUCUUUAUCUCUGGAAUGGGCAGCAUCUGCUGAACAAAAGAGGCAGUGCCUGAGCAAAGGAAAGAACAAUCAGACUGAAUGCUACAAUCAUGUGCGGUUCCUGGACAGAUACAAUGACACUCACCUGUACACCUGCGGGACACAUGCCUUCAGACCUCGCUGUGCUUACAUAGAUGUGGCACGCUUUACCUUCGUGCGUUUUGAGGAGGGAAAGGAGAAAUGUCCGUACGACCCUACAAAGGGCUACACUGGAUUUAUAAUAGAUGGUGAGAUGUACUCUGCCUCCCAGUAUGAGUUUCGCAGCAUCCCUGAUAUACGACGCAACUUUCCUUUCCCCAACUUACGGACAGAUGAUUCCCCAACAAGAUGGCUGCUGGAGUCAGAUUUUGUUGGCUCAGCGUUACUCAGAGAGAGCAUCAACAGCUCCAUCGGGGACGAUGACAAACUCUACUUCUUCUUCACGGAGAAGAACAUAGAACCGACAGCUUACUCCAGCCAGACCAAAGUGGCAAGGGUGGCCCGCGUGUGUAAGGGGGACAUUGGAGGGCAGAGGACUCUUCAGAGGAAGUGGACCUCCUUUCUCAAGGCCAGACUGGUGUGCGCCAUACCAGACUAUGAGCUUUAUUUUAACGUCCUACGCAGCGUUUUUGUCAUCGAGGGAAGCAAUGUACACAACAGUGUCUUUUAUGGUGUUUUUGGACUUGAGUGGAGAAAUGUUAAGAUGUCUGCAGUUUGUAAGUAUUCCCUCAAAGAUAUCCAGACAGCUUUUGAUGGGCCUUACAUGGAACAACAGGACACCAAAUGGAAGGAAUACACUGGAAAAGUUCCAGAACCAAGACCUGGCUCGUGUAUAACUGAUGAGCAUCGUUCCAAGCUCAUAAAUUCCUCCCGGGAUCUCCCUGACAACGUACUGAAUUUCGCUCGGAGACACGCUUUAAUGUCCAGACAGAUCCAGCCAGUGGGAGGACGUCCCGUGUUGCUCCAGAGGAGCGCGGACUACACCAAGAUCGCUGUAAAACAGAUUGUGGGUUUGGAUGGACGCGUCUAUGAAAUGCUCUUCAUUGGAACAGAUGAGGGCUGGUUACACAGGGCUGUGAAGAUCGAAGACCGUGUUCACAUCAUUGAGGAGCUUCAGCUGUUCAGAACGAAACAACCAAUCAAUAACAUGGUGAUAUCACAAAAACAGAACAGCAUCUAUGUGAGCGCCGACUCUGGAGUAGUGCAAGUACCCCUGUCAUCCUGUGAGCACUACACCUCUUGUUAUGACUGUGUGUUUGCACGAGAUCCACACUGUGGUUGGGAUGGUAGAGCGUGUACUGACAUAGCAGCUUACACUAACAGGUCCAGUCUCAUCCAGGACAUCCAGAAGGGAAACAGAGGCUGUACUAAUAUAACAAGCGAUGGUUUCGUCAUGCACCGUACACGUGCAGUGAUGGCAGGAGAUGAUGUGCUGUUACAGUGUGAGAUCCGUUCAAACCUGGCCACCCCUCACUGGACGCUAAACGGACAGGUGCUGGAAGGUUACGCCGUAGACUCUGGCUACCGCACCGGCACUGAUGGCCUCCUCAUCAUUGGCGCUCAAAACCAGCAAAGCGGACACUACCGUUGUUACGCAGUAGAAAACGGCGUCUGGGUUCCCGUUCGAAGCUACAUGGUACAAAUCCAACCCGUGCCGCCUCCAGCAUCGCAUCUCUCAGGAAGCCCGACGGCUCUACCCGAAAGUUUUUUUACUACUGCAACUGCGCCAACUCCAAGUCCCUCCAGCGGUCCUAUCAAGCAGCUCCUGUCGCCCCCACCGGGCUUGUUGCCUUCUAAACCGGAGUUCCAGACCUACAGGCACAUGGAGGCCAUGUAUAUCUCUCUGGUGGCUGUUCUUGGCGGGCUUUGCCUGGUUCUAACAGUUGUCCUGCUGUACGUUAGCUUCUGCGCGCGCAACUCUCCCAGUGCCAGGAAGUACUCCCAACAAGCUCUAACUGCAACGACAGCAACCGAAAGAAAGAGGAGCUCGCAUUUUGAGCUUAAAACCAUCUCCAGCCACUGCAAUGGCAGAGCGGAGGGGCGUAGCAGAGCGAUGUCAAGAGAUGGAGAGUUUCUACAGAUCGUCCCAGUGGACAUCCAGACCACGCCUAGUAAGGAGCCUCCGCCAGCACCGCCGCUUCCAAUGCCGCCGCCCCUGCCCGCUUCGGAGUACGCAAACGGACUGUCGGCCACGUUGCCCAGCGUGCUAAGAAAGAUGAACGGGAAUAGCUACGUGCUCCUGCGGCAGACGGACACGGAAAUGACGUCUCCGCUUUACCACUCCUUCACCGAGGAGCUCAACAGGAUUCUAGAAAAGAGGAAACACACACAGUUGGACGUCCAACCAGAUGAGAGCUCUGUGUAGCACCACUACUGUAUCACCCCCUUGUGGUGUGGAGGCUUACUUUUUGUAUAAGAACCAAGAGAACUGUGUCGUGAAGUUCUUCAUGCUAUCUCGAUAUACAACUUCAACUUGUUUGAGAAUCAUCUCGUGAAAAUGAAUUUAGUAGACGUCAAUUGUAGCUAAAGACAUCUAGACUGUGGGCCUCGGAGUGUAAAAACACAAGAUGAACUUUAAUCAAGAACACAAAAGACUGAAUUUGCUUAUGUUGUUUCAUUUUAAAAGAAAAUUACGAGACUUCAGAACACUGUCCAAAGACUUUCUCAGCAAAGCAAUGCACAUUUGUACAUAAUUGAUGUGGUAUUAUGCUCAAAUGCAGACGUUUACAGAUUUCUUGUUUUUGCCUAAUUGCACCUGAUGUAAAUAACAAUCAUUUUAUUAUCAAAGUAUAAAUAGUUGGAACUUCUUCGCUCGUUCAUUAAUAAUUCAGAAAGAGUUGGGGUCUGUUGGCAACGUUUCGUGUGAGGGCACGUUUUUGAGCUUUGGACUUUUUAACAACACAAUUUCACACUAGAUUGCAGUCAGAUUACAGGAGCGGCAAGUGUUAGCACAUGCAUCAUUGACAUCUACAAAUACAGAGGUGGUCAUUUUCAGAGCCACUCGGCUGUGGAAUUCAACGCCUCCUUCAGGGAUGAGUUGUGUUUCUCUUUGGCAGUGUGUCAGAAAGAGUGAAUGGAUCUCAGAAUGGAAGACACACUCUCUCUGAUACACGAAUUCCCUGUCAAAUGCUGGCAAAAAUGCUUUUUUAAUAUUUAAAUGACGCAAGAGAUGCUCACAAAGGGAAGUAAAAGCCAAAAUGUCAGGACCUUUGAAGUUGAAUGAGUUUGCAUUUCAUUUUCUGCAUGACAAUGCACCUGGUUAAUUGACUGUUUUGAACUCCAGACGUAAAUGUAUUUCUAUUAGGGCUGUCAGUUUAUUAUUUUAAAUUACUAAAAUUCAUUUUAAAAAUCUGAUACACCACUGUUCAAAAACGUUUGGGGUUGAUGUUUUUGAAAAAAGUUUCUUUUGCUCACCAAGGCUGCAUUUAUUUGAUCUAAAAUACAGUAAAAACAGUAAUAUUGUGAAAUAUUAUAACAAUUUAAAAUAACUGUUUUCUAUUACAGUAUAUUUUAAAAUGUAAUUUAUUCCUGUGAUGCAAAGAAUUUUCAGCAUUACUCCAAUCUUCAGUGUCAAAUGAUCCUUCUGAAAUCAUUCUAAUAUGAUGAUUUGGUGCUUAAGAAACAUAUUUUUAUUAUCAAAGUUAAAGACAGUUGUGUUAUAAUUUUUUUAGUGGAAACUCUGAUACAUUUUUGCAGGAUUCUUUGAUGCAUAGAAUGCAUUUUUAAAAGUCAGUAAAGUACAGUAAGUCAUUACAUUUACUCUUUUUUUUGGCAUUUUGCCUUUAUUACUGACAGGACAGAUCAGAAAGGACAGGGAGUGAAGUGGGAGAGAGAUGGGGGGCGGGAUCAGGAAAGGUCCUGGAGUCGGGAUUCGAACACGGGACGCCCCGAGCACAGCAGCGCUAUAUGUUGGCGUGGAUUUCGGAUUUUGAUCAAUGCAAUGUAUCCUUGUUGAAUAAUUAUUAAUUUCUUUGAAAAAAAAAAAAAAACAUCUUCCUGACCCCAAAUUUUUGAACAGUAUUGUACUUUAUAUUGGGGAUAGUUCACACAAAAAUGAAAAAUCUGUUAUUAAUUAUUCACCAUCAUGUCGUUCCAAACCCUUAAGACCUUUGUUUAUCUUCGGAACACAAAUUAAGAUAUUCUCGAUGAAAUUCAAAAGCUUUAUGACCCUACAUAGACAGCAAAUCCAACUGAAGCGUUCCCAGGCCCCAAAACGUGGUAAGGACAUCGUUAAAACAGUCCGUGUGACAUUACUAGUUCAACCGUAAUUUUAUGAAGCUAUGAGAAUACUUUUUGUGAGCAAAGAAAACAUAAACAAUGACUAUUCAACAGUUUUCCUCUUCUCCGUCACCAUCCACCGCCAUUCACAGCACCACACGGUUCAUCUUACUUUAUGUUCCGAAGAUGAACGCAGUGAGUACUUAUGACAGAAUUUUAUUUUUGGAUAAACUGUCCCUUUAUUGUUUAUUUAUGGGCAUUUCUCAGCAAUUAUUUACGUGUGAGGAACUUCAACUGAGAUGAAUUUGAUUCAAUAAUCAGCGUAUUGUCUUUAAUUAGAUUACAUUUAAACUGACAGGCCUGAUAUCUAUACGGCUGUAUAUCUUAUUUCAGCUGUGUGUAUUGUGACCCUGAUUUUGUUCAGGUUUGUAAACAGUGUUAUACAGAGACGUGUUGAGUCAGCUUUUGCUAUUUCUCCCUAGUGGCUUUCCCAGCUCGGGCUGCUCUGUUUGUCAGUGUUGCUGACAGGAACAGCACUGCUUAGCAAGGACUCAAUCAAGAUGCAGAGAGAUGUGGAGUCUUUUCUUAAAGGAGCAGAAAGCGUAGAGAGAGACAUGAUGUGCUUGUUUUGGCUGGUGAGUCGUGAAGCUAACACGAGUGCCGUCACACUGACUCGGUGUUUUUCAGCUUCUCUCACUUUUUCCUUUCAUUCAGGUGUUAUUUUGCAUUCACACACUUUAGCCACUUGUCUGAUCUACAUAACAUUUUGAUCAGUCUUCCAUGAGACGUAUUUCUGUUGCAUACAUUACAUUACCUACCUUUUUUGUCACGUAAGAGCGGGCGCGGACAUUUGUAAAUGUUCUGGGUCUGGCUUCCGGUCUCAUCCUCCUCCAGCUAAUUUUAGCUGUACAAAACAGCCUGUUUUGCAGCUUGAUAUUGAAAAUUGGUGUCUUACCAUAUUAUUUUAAUGUAUUAUCGUAAUUAUAACAGUUUUAUGGUUUACUGCACGUUGUUUUGCUUCUCCUUAUUUCCCCAUAGUGGCUAAUGAAUCGGAAGCCUCGCCCAUAAGCUUACUUCUGAAGAAAAAGGUGGAUACAAGAGUAAUUUUAUUGGGGUUUUGGGUUGAAAAAGGUUUUUACACUGCUGUUUAAAAGUUAGGGUCAGUUUUUAAAAUAAAUUAAUAGUUUUAUUCAGCAAGGAUGCAUUAAUUGGAUCAAAAAUGACAGUAAAGAAAUGUUUAAUAAUUUAUGUAAUUUCUAUUUUAUCACUUCUAUUUCAAGAAAUAAAUGCAGUUCUUUUUAACUUUUUAAUAAUUAAAGAAAAAAAUAAAUGAAUUAUCACUGUUUUCACAAAAAUAUUAAGCAUAAUGCAUAGUGUUUGGAGAUUAUGACAAUAAUAAGCACCAAACUAGCAUAUUAAAAUUAUUUCUGAAGGAUCAUGUGACACUGAAGACUAAUGGCUGCUGAAAAUUUAGCUUUGCCAUCACAGGAAUAAAUUACACUUUUGAGUAUAUUACAAUAGAAAGCAUAAAUAAAUAGUUAUUUGAAAUGGUAAUAAUAUUUUAUAAUAUUACUGUUUUUUACUGUAUUUUUGAUCAAAUAAAUGCUAAAUAAGUUGAUUCACUGGUGGAGAAGUUAUUAUAUUUUUUGAACAACAUUUUCUUUUCUUUGGAAUAGUGUGCACAGAUGAAUCGUUCAUGAUAUUAACAUGUAUUAAGAAAGUAAAUAAUUUGAUUUCAUGUUGACUAAGUGCUGUAUGCCUGUGGUGUACUUCUACUCAUAAACUGUGAUUCAUCAUGAUUUAAAUAUUAGCUGUCAUUGUGCUUGUGAACAUUCACUGCCUUCCCUAUAAUCGCACAGAACGUUUUGCACUUAAUAUUUUCCCAAAGUUUUUGCAAUGCUUACAUGUCAGUCACGGUGUGUAUUCGUGUACAUAUUGUUUCACUAUUUUAGAGCUUAUACUUACAAAAUGAUAAAUGAUGUUUACAUCCUAUUAAAGUAUUUAUUACCAUU
Labeo rohita (rohu) is the source of this 6855-nucleotide messenger RNA. RefSeq names its product sema domain, immunoglobulin domain (Ig), transmembrane domain (TM) and short cytoplasmic domain, (semaphorin) 4Gb (gene sema4gb). The coding region runs from base 336 to 2990 and encodes 884 amino acids. Lineage: Eukaryota; Metazoa; Chordata; Actinopteri; Cypriniformes; Cyprinidae. The transcript is spliced from 15 exons. The record is from RefSeq and is a predicted model, not a curated record. Gene Ontology annotation, molecular function: chemorepellent activity; semaphorin receptor binding. Gene Ontology annotation, biological process: semaphorin-plexin signaling pathway; negative chemotaxis; negative regulation of axon extension involved in axon guidance.